Polypterus senegalus (gray bichir) is the source of this 599-nucleotide messenger RNA. Its product is annotated as late histone H2A.2.2-like. The coding region runs from base 117 to 536 and encodes 139 amino acids. Gene Ontology annotation, molecular function: DNA binding; protein heterodimerization activity; structural constituent of chromatin. The record is from RefSeq and is a predicted model, not a curated record. The transcript is spliced from 2 exons. Gene Ontology annotation, cellular component: nucleosome. Lineage: Eukaryota; Metazoa; Chordata; Cladistia; Polypteriformes; Polypteridae.
GGACCGCGCCUCAUUUAAAACGCUGAGGUGUGCCUUAGAGUGUGUUCAACUUUUUGAUUUUUUUUUUCUUCUUCUUCUCCUCAGGUUCCUGCACUUGUACGAAAGAAGCCUUGGAAAUGUCUGGUCGUGGGAAGAAGGUGGUGGCUGUUGAGGCUAAAUUAAAGGUUCAGAGCAGAUCCUCUAGGGCUGGGCUCCAGUUUCCUGUUGGUAGAAUUUAUCGGCUUCUACGGAAAGGACACUACGCAGAGAGAAUUGGAUCUGGUGCUCCGGUCUACCUGGCAGCAGUUCUUGAGUAUUUGACUGCAGAGGUAGUGGAACUUUCUGGUAAUGCAGCAAGGGACAACAAAAAAAUGAGGAUUAUGCCCAGGCACAUCCAGCUAGCAGUGAGGAAUGAUGAGGAGCUCAAUAGGUUACUGGGAGGAGUGACCAUUGCUGAAGGUGGAGUUUUGCCAAAUAUACAGGCUCAGCUGUUGCCUAAAAAGACUAAAAAUGCUUCUGUUAAUCAUGAAAAAGAUGUUGAGUCCCAGGAAUUUUAGAAAGUAUUAAGCUUUUAUUUGUUUUUAAGUUUCUUGAUUAAAUAAAGCUUUUUUAUAUAUAAA